AUGAAGAAGGGUGCAGAAAUCAUCGUCUGUACGCCUGGCCGCAUGAUCGGUUUGUUGACUGCCAACUCGAGCCGUGUCACUAACCUCAAGCGUGUUGCGUACCUCGUCCUCGACGAAGCCGACCGGAUGUUCGACAUGGGCUUCGAACCACAGGUCAUGAAGAUCGUCAGCAACAUCCGUCCCGACCGGCAGACCGUCCUCUUCUCCGCGACCUUCCCGAAGCAGAUGGAUUCGUUGGCAGGCAGGAUCCUGUGGAAGCCGCUCGAGAUCACGAUCGGUGGCCGGUCUGUUGUUGCUCCCGAGAUCGAUCAGGUCGUUGAGAUCAGGGACGAAGACUCCAAGUUCAACCGGCUUUUGGAGAUUCUUGGGCAGACGUACAACGAGGACCCCGAAUCGCGGACACUCAUCUUCGUUAACUGCCAGGAGGCCGCCGGUAACCUCCUGCGCGAGCUCAUGCGCAAAGGCUACCUGUGCAUGUCCCUGCACGGUGGCAAGGACCAGGUGGUCCAGGUCGACCGUGACUCGACCAUCGCUGACUUCAAGUCCGGUCUCGUGCCCAUCGUCAUUGCGACGUCUGUGGCUGCGUAUGGUCUGGACGUCAAGCAGCUGAAAUUGGGUAUAAACUACGACGUGCCGAAUCACAUGGAGGAUGAUGUCCACCGUGCAGGUCGUACCAGGCGCGCAGGCAACAAGGGCACAUGUGUUCAUCACGCCCGAACAAGAUAG
Messenger RNA from Fomitopsis serialis, 726 nucleotides. Its product is annotated as P-loop containing nucleoside triphosphate hydrolase protein. The coding region runs from base 1 to 726 and encodes 241 amino acids. NCBI's taxonomy places the organism in Eukaryota, Fungi, Basidiomycota, Agaricomycetes, Polyporales, Fomitopsidaceae. Gene Ontology annotation, molecular function: RNA helicase activity; RNA binding; ATP binding. The record is from RefSeq and is a predicted model, not a curated record. The transcript has a single exon.